This is a messenger RNA of Salvia miltiorrhiza (redroot sage), 552 nucleotides long. RefSeq lists its product as uncharacterized. The coding region runs from base 44 to 466 and encodes 140 amino acids. The transcript has a single exon. The record is from RefSeq and is a predicted model, not a curated record. Lineage: Eukaryota; Viridiplantae; Streptophyta; Magnoliopsida; Lamiales; Lamiaceae.
GAUUUUCAUCCCUAAAUUAGUUGAGAUUAGGUCCUCCAAUCCAAUGAUGCCAACCUCUCUCUCUAUAUCAUUUCAUUUCACUAAUUUCCCAUUAAUUCCAACAUCACGCAAAACUAUGAGGUUCGAUUUCAUCCCCAACUCAGUUCUCCAAAGGCUGCCCGUGCUGCUCUACGCUGCCACGUGGACGACUAUCCUCACCGUGACGGUGGCCGUGGCGUCCUUCACCCCGGAGAUGGCGUUUGUUUCUGCCGUCAAUCCAACCUCUUCUUUAUCGCUGGCGUGCGCCGCCUCCGUUAGGCUACCGUUAGAUGUUCCGUCCCACAAUUUCUGCUUCCCGCCUUCGCUUUUCAAGCGGUCGGGAAUCGACAUAUUUGUGCCGCCAAUCUUCGCAGCUGCCAUCGUAGCUUCCUCGGCUUGUGUUGUUAAAGCUAUGGGAUUAUGGGAGGCUGAAGAUAACCACAUCUGAUUUUUCGCUUCAUUUUUUUAUUUUUUCACAGAUUGAUUGUGUUCACUUCAUUUUUUAUAAUGUUUUUCCCACUUAUUCUUUUAGUA